Fibroporia radiculosa is the source of this 2505-nucleotide messenger RNA. RefSeq lists its product as uncharacterized. NCBI's taxonomy places the organism in Eukaryota, Fungi, Basidiomycota, Agaricomycetes, Polyporales, Fibroporiaceae. Gene Ontology annotation, molecular function: ATP binding; protein serine/threonine kinase activity. Gene Ontology annotation, biological process: protein phosphorylation; intracellular signal transduction. Gene Ontology annotation, cellular component: cytoplasm. The record is from RefSeq and is a predicted model, not a curated record. The transcript is spliced from 2 exons. The coding region runs from base 1 to 2505 and encodes 834 amino acids.
AUGACCAGCGCGGACGUGUCCCACAUCCCUCGUCGGAAUAAGAAGCAAGACGACCCAAAGAUGAUCGGCCUCUGGAAGGUCGGUAGAACUAUUGGAAAGGGGAGCUCAGGUCGCGUCAGAAUCGCACGGCACAUCAAGACUGGUCAAUAUGCUGCUGUGAAAAUAGUCUCUAAGAAUGCUCUUCUCAACUCCCGAGUCUCUCUUCAUAGUCUUGGCGACGAAGCUGAACGAAUUCUGCAUAGUAUCGAGAGGGAGAUUGUCAUAAUGAAGCUGAUUGAACACCCUAACAUUAUGCGCCUCUACGACGUCUGGGAGACUUCUAGCGAGCUGUAUCUGAUCUUGGAAUACGUCGAAGGCGGAGAACUCUUUGACUAUCUGUGCAACAAAGGUCGCUUGUCUUCUGCCGAGGCUCUUGAAUAUUUUCAGCAGAUCAUUACCGCAGUCCAUUACUGCCAUCGCUUCAACAUCGCGCACCGUGACCUGAAGCCGGAAAACCUACUUCUCGACCGUAACAAGAAUAUAAAGGUAGCGGACUUUGGCAUGGCUGCAUGGCAAGGAAGAGGCGACCUGCUACGAACUGCGUGUGGAAGCCCCCAUUAUGCUGCACCAGAGGUCAUCAUGGGUCAAGCUUAUGAUGGUUCUUACUCUGAUAUCUGGUCUUGUGGCAUUAUCUUGUAUGCUCUACUCGCCGGAAGGCUUCCCUUCGACCACGAGGACUUACCAACGUUGUUGGAGAAAGUUAAGAUUGGGACAUUCACAAUGCCUGUGGACAUCGACCCUCGGGCGAAGGAUCUUAUCAACAAGAUGCUUCAGAAGGAUGUCUCCAAACGUAUCACUAUCCCCGACAUCCUGAGGCAUCCAUUUUAUACUUCUCACAAGCCUAAGAAGAUGGAUUGUGAUAUUCCUAACCUCGACGACAUAGCCAGACCUCUCGCCAACGCUAAUGCCAUAGAUCCGGACAUCUUCGCCAACCUCCGUACGCUCUGGAAUGGAACGCCGGAUGAGCAGAUCGUUAUAAGUCUGACAAACGAGGAGCAAACGUGGGAGAAAGGUGUCUAUCACCUGCUUGUCCGCUACCGCGCCAAGCACUUAGAGAAUUAUGACGAAGACGAGGAGAGGUUAGCGGCCAAACGUGCCUCCAGACGGCACGGUAAAAAUUCAUCCUCACAGGAUGAAACUCACGAUCCAGUGCUCGAUGUUGUACCUCCUCGCGCUGGUCUGCCUACCCCGCAUCGUCCGAGGGGUCUUACCGCUGAAGAUACAUCGGUCACUGCUACUCCAGGCUUGAGUCAGAUGCGACAGCUGUCGUUCUUAGGCUCUUCUUUGGCUGUCUCGAGCCAGGCCACGCCGACAUCUGUGUGUCCACAACCACCGUCCUCCGUCACGUCCGCUCUGGCGUCUAGUAUGUUUUCUCAGGCCACGCCGAGCGUUGCGAGUCCCAUGUCGCUUCAGGUACCAGUGGUGCAAGACGAGCGUAUACAGCAGUUCUUCAAUCAGAUUGUCGAACAUCUGAACGUCAUGCAAACCGUGGGGGGUAGUCCCUGUCCGAGUCGCCCGACGGCGGACCCACUGGGCUCCCCGGGUAGCAUUGCUGCUCCACCACCGACCCCAUUUAUGAUGGGUCCUAGAAGUCCCGCAACUCACGGCAACAACGACAUUAGGUUCGUGCGGAGAGGGGAAAAGCUCGCAUCGACCGAGACAUUUGACACGAAACUAUAUGAUUAUAUAUAUCCUGACAGCACGACUCGUCCUCUCAGCGUCAGACCCAGAUCACCUCAGCGUCCAGACAGGGGCGGAGACAAGGAGAAUGCCACACCACAUCCACAGCUAACGGUCAACACGAACCUCGGAUGUGUACGCAAACGCAAAUCGUUUUCAGGAAUGGACCGUCGCGUGCAAAUCCUCGAACCGCCCAAUGCUGAACGCGGGAAGCUCAGAAAGAAGAGGAAGGAUGGUAUAUCUCCCACUUCCCCCGCAUCUAGACUGUCCGGGCUGUCGGAAGGAUCAUUUGCGCUGCCGUCGACGCCAAAGCGGCGCUGGUUUGGGCACUUAUUCAAGUUCAAGCCGACGACGUACCACCUGCUCUCGAUUGAUGAACCGCACGCGACGAUCCAUAUCUGCCGCGAGCUGCUUGAGGAGAUGGGCGUGUCCGUUGCACUAGCUAACAUGCCUCCUGACGAGCGCGCGGGGCAGAUGUCCGACACGCUAACGUUGAAAUGCUGGCUGGAUGACGCCCGCAACCCGCGAGGCAUCAUGACGCCUCUCAAGGGCGUGCGCUUUCGUGUGGAGGUGCACCGGCCGAACGCGAUACAGAUUAUGGCUGGGUAUAUCGUUCAGCUGAGCUUGGUGUUGGAAAAGGGUGCGGCAACGAGUUUGAAGCUGGUGUAUAACCGGUUGCGGAGGGAGUGGGACCUUGAUUCGGCGCCGACAACGUCUCCACUACCGAGCCGCAGUCCAAUGCUGGAGGAAGAUGACCGAUUCGUCGAAGUUGUGCAUGCUCGGUGA